AUGCCUGCCGUGAUCCAGUCCGCCAUCAAGCGCAUCCGUGAACCCAAAGUGGGCGAGAAUGGCUACACUGGCUUUCACCCUGGCAAGAGCGAAGUUUUCACCACGGGCUCCCAGCCAUUCGGCUCUGAUACGAGAGCUCUUACUAGCGACGUCCGGCUAGACCACGAUGUGGAAAUCGUCGUCCGGGACGGCGCGCGUCUCUACAUCGAUGUGUACCGGCCCGACGAUCCCAAAGAGAAGGUCCCUGCGAUCCUGGGCUGGUCACCCUACGGCAAGAAGUACAGCGCCCUGGACAUGCUCCCCAUGACGGUCUGGCACUCUUGUGUCAAGCGCUCCGAUCUGAGCGGAUUGGAGAAAUUCGAGGGCCUAGACCCUGCAAUCUGGUGCCCCAAGGGAUAUGCCAUCGUUAGCGUGGACUCCCGGGGUGCUGGCAACAGUGAUGGACAGAUCGGAAUAAUGGGCACUCAGGAGGCGGAAGAUAUGUACGAUGUUAUUGAGGCAGUUGCCAAGCUAGAUUGGUGCAACGGCAAUGUUGGCAUGGCCGGUAACUCGUAUCUCGCCAUAACGCAGUGGUUCGCUGCAGCGCAGCAGCCGCCGUCUCUGAAGGCGAUCGCUCCCUGGGAAGGUCUGAGUGAUCUUUAUCGAGAACAGUUUUGCAGAGGAGGAUGGUUUACCAUGUCCAACUUCGACCUGAUCACCGCCGAGAUUCUUCGCGGGAAGCCCACCUCAGGAGUCGAGGACUUCGCCGAGAUGUACCGCAGGUCGUCCACCAUGAACGUCUGGUGGAAAGACAAGCGUGUAGAUAUGACGAAGAUCAAAUGCCCAACCUACAUUCGAGGAUCCGACGUGAGCAAUCUGCAUAAUAUGGGCUCCAUCCGUGCCUGGCUCGAGAUCCCACACGACAAAAAGUGGAUACAAUGGGGCGCUUAUCAAGAAUGGUAUGAACUGUACAGCAUCCCAGAGUCCGCCGAGCAGCUCACGACUUUUUUCGAUUUUUACCUCCGUGGAAUUAGCAAUGGAUGGGAGAAGAACACGCCCAAGGUCAGGUGGACUACGCUGAAGUUCGGCGACGGCGAGCCUAUUCACGACAUCGAACUGCCGGACUGGCCUGUGCCUAACACGCAGUACCUGGAAUUCUUUGCCUCGGAAAAUAGUAAAUUGAGCGCAGUGCUACCCUCGACACCCGCAAGCGUCACUUACAACUCGGAAGACCGCGGCAGCUGGGUCGAGUUCACGCACACGUUCUCAGAGCCGUCCCGGUUGAUCGGACUUCCCAAAGCAUCCGUCUACGCAUCUUGCGACACCCGCGACGAUUUCGUCAUUUUUGUGAUUCUGCGCAAGAAAGACAAGAAUGGAAAGGACAUGCUGCAUUUAAACUUUCCAUUCCACGCGAGCCCCGUCAAUUCGAUAGCCGACAUUGAUGAGAAUGAGAUGCACAGCGUGAAUACCCACGAGGGUCAGAUGGGCAUUCUGAGGGCUUCUCACCGGGAAAUAGACCAUUCGAAGAGCAUCCACCCCAACUUCCCCUUCCACCCUCAUGGGCGCGAGCAAAAGGUCGCUCCCGGGACGGUGGUCAAAUUAGAGAUUGGUGUGUUCAGCAUGGGUGUUGACUUUGAUGCGGGCGAGAGCAUCAGCUUCAGGAUCAGCGGACAAAAUCCUACGGCAGCAGAGUUCAACCGAUGGUCAGACCCUCGUCCGGAGCACGAGCUCAACAAGGGAGAACACAAGAUUCAUUUUGGGGGGGAAUAUCCUACGUCAAUCAUUCUGCCCUAUGUUGGAAAGCCUUGA
This is a messenger RNA of Thyridium curvatum, 1788 nucleotides long. RefSeq lists its product as uncharacterized. Gene Ontology annotation, molecular function: dipeptidyl-peptidase activity. Bases 1 to 1788 code for a protein of 595 amino acids. The record is from RefSeq and is a predicted model, not a curated record. The transcript has 3 exons. NCBI's taxonomy places the organism in Eukaryota, Fungi, Ascomycota, Sordariomycetes, Thyridiales, Thyridiaceae.